AUGGACUCCAUUCAAAAUUUAGCCACGAUUUCGUGCCACUGCGGUACUGCCCGACAAACGGUAACACCGCGAACCGGCCAGGACAGCAUCUUCACUGGCGCAACGAUCUGCCAUUGCGAUACUUGCCGAUACUCAUCCGGUGUGCAUUGCGUGCCCUUCGCUCCGAUUUCCACGCCGUCCGUCGCAGCACUCAAGCGCUACUCUCCCUCGGCCGACUCGACCCGCUACUUUUGUCCUACCUGCGGAUGCCACGUUUUCUGUGCUAAGCACCCUUCUCCCUCGGCUCCCGCUGAGGAGUGGGAGUGGGAGGUAGCAACGGGAACUAUCUUGGAUGCACCGGAGCCUAGCAAUCUCUCCCCGGAAACUUGGACGCACCGGAACAUCAACGACACUAAAGACGGCGGACUUUCCCGAUGGCUACCUAAUACCCCUCCUUCCACGGCCUCCACUCCUACUACAGCCAUCACCCUACCAUCAUCAUCAACCCUCCCUCCCGAUACCGAAACCGACACCCUCCACGCAGCAUGCCACUGCACCUCCAUAACCCUCAACAUCACCCGCCCCUCAGCAGACCCAACCCUCAACCCAGACUCCCCUUACGCCGACCUCCUCCUUCCCUACGCAACCAACCCUCCCGAGGUCAUCUCUAACCCGUCUCACGAGAAAUGGUACCUUCGCCCGGUCCCUUCCAACGACACUUCCAACCCUUCCAACCCACCAAGCCAUUACCUCGCAGGAACCUGCGCCUGCCUCCCGUGUCGCCUAACCACCGGCUCGGAGAUCCAAACCUGGGCUUUCAUCCCCCGUCGUAACAUCACCAUCGCCGCCAUCGAUUCAACCAAGGGAAGUGGCGAUAGCGCCAGAAUGUCGUUGGACUACCACCCCCUCGACUUCAACAACCUCCCCGCCAACCUCUCACUAACCACCUACCGCUCUUCCCCAGGCCGCAUGCGCGAGUUUUGCGGUGUCUGCGGCGCUACCGUCUUCUGGCACGACGAGUUUCGCACGGGCCUGAUCGACGUUAGUGCGGGGCUUUUCCGGGCUGCGGCUCCAGACAUUGCGCGCGGUGGCGAGCAUGGGAAGAAUGGCGGUGAUUCGCGGAGAGAAGAUUGGUUGGUGUGGUGGACGGGGCGGGUCAGUUUCGCAGAGGAGGCCAGCACGGGGAGAACGCGGGGGGCAAAGGCGUGGGGAGAAGGUUUGAUCGCAGGGCUAGAAGAGGGGAUGAAGAAGGAACAUAGCUCCAGGAAUGAGUAA
This is a messenger RNA of Dichotomopilus funicola, 1254 nucleotides long. RefSeq lists its product as uncharacterized. The transcript has a single exon. Lineage: Eukaryota; Fungi; Ascomycota; Sordariomycetes; Sordariales; Chaetomiaceae. Bases 1 to 1254 code for a protein of 417 amino acids. The record is from RefSeq and is a predicted model, not a curated record. Gene Ontology annotation, molecular function: carbon-sulfur lyase activity.